AUGCGCACACAAGCUUUCGUUCUUCUGGCUGUCGCCGCCGUUGCUCUUGCUGGUGACCCACCGUCCGGCUACCUGCCUCCCUCUAAAGACCCGAAAAGAUGUCUCGAAAGACUCGACGAAUUUCCCAAUCGCUCUGGAACACGUCUCGAUAUCCUGGACGGCCGUUGUGUCAAGGCUCGCACGUACAAGGGCAAAUACGGCCCUUACAAUGGCGACCACUUUUUUGAGGCGUGCUGCAAGAACAAAAAGGGAGAGUUCACGGAGCCAACGUGGGUCAACCUUGACCAGUGUAUCAGCUACGACACAUUUUUCGGGGAGGUUGAAGCCGGAAAAAAGGGUGGAAGCACAGUCAAGGAUAAGUGCUCCAAAUGUGUGGUUGGGGAUGAUGGGAUGGGCAUGACCUCGUUCACGCCUUUCCUUAAGUGUCAUUGCAAGGGCGACGACGGAAAGGACGCAGAGUCCAAAAUAAUUCUUGGCUCGGCGACCUUCGAUAAAGAUAGUUUCUGGGUCAAUGACGAAGGCAAGCUCCAAUGUGGAGGUGAAGAGGAUUACGACUGGGACUCUUGGGACAAGCAUGAUGAUGAUGACGACAAGUGGGCUGUCUGA
This is a messenger RNA of Colletotrichum gloeosporioides, 606 nucleotides long. RefSeq lists its product as uncharacterized. Bases 1 to 606 code for a protein of 201 amino acids. The transcript has a single exon. NCBI's taxonomy places the organism in Eukaryota, Fungi, Ascomycota, Sordariomycetes, Glomerellales, Glomerellaceae. The record is from RefSeq and is a predicted model, not a curated record.